Messenger RNA from Orbilia oligospora ATCC 24927, 4137 nucleotides. RefSeq lists its product as uncharacterized. The record is from RefSeq and is a predicted model, not a curated record. The transcript is spliced from 4 exons. The coding region runs from base 1 to 4137 and encodes 1378 amino acids. Gene Ontology annotation, molecular function: ADP binding; catalytic activity; protein binding. NCBI's taxonomy places the organism in Eukaryota, Fungi, Ascomycota, Orbiliomycetes, Orbiliales, Orbiliaceae. Gene Ontology annotation, biological process: nucleoside metabolic process.
AUGCCACUAAAAAGAGACGAUUUCACCGUGGGCUGGGUAUGCGCCGUCGACAUCGAACUCUCAGCCGUCCGUGGUGUCCUGGACGAAAAAUAUGAAACCAAACUCCCCGUCCCAGGUACCGACAAAAACCUCUACGAAUAUGGUCAAAUAGGUGGCCAUAAAGUGGUCAUUACAGUUCUUCCCAGCUUUGGGAUAGGACCGGCCGGGGUCGUCGCCACUCGUAUGAGUUCAACGUUUCCGAAUUUGAGAUUCAUAUUGAUGGUUGGUGUCGCUGGCGGCGCUCCGAGCGAGACCAAUGAUAUUCGACUCGGCGAUAUUGUUAUCAGCAAAGCUGCGGGGCGGUGUAGUGGUGUAGUUCAGUAUGACUUUGGGAAGACGAUUGAAGGUGGUGGAUUCCAACCGAUUGGAUGGUUCAAUGCGCCGCCGCAGAUACUCACAACUGCAGCCUUAGCUUUAAAGGCUCGAGGGAAAGGGAAGCUGGGGGAAGAUAUAUGGAAUAUAUUCACAAAUGGAAGCCUUUCGAAAGAUUUUGCAUAUCCUGGGCAAGAGGAGGAUACACUAUACGAGCCGGAUUGUCUCCACGCUCGUGAAGAGAAGGGAGGUAAAUCAGUUGCAAAGAAUGAUUGUGGUGCUUGCGACAAGGCAAAAAUUUCUCAAAGGACCCCAGAGCGCCGGUCUAAUGAUCAUCCACAUAUACACUAUGGUAUUAUGGCUUCAGCGAACAAUGUUAUGAAAGACGGGAAGAAACGAAACGAAGUUAUUCAGAAGACUGCGGAAUGGGCGGGAGCCGAACCUCUCUGCUUCGAAAUGGAGGCGGCGGGUUUGAUGAAUGACUUUCCCUGCCUCAUAGUUCGAGGUAUAUGCGAUUACUCAGAUGCACAUAAGAAUAAGAACUGGCAACCGUAUGCUGCCAUAAAUGCGGCUAUCUGUGCCCGGGAGCUACUCAAGCAGGUCUCACCAAUAAUGGAAGUGGGCCUUGUAGAUGUUGCGAAAGAGACUUUGAAGUCCGUUUCAGCCCAGGAAAUCAACUUCGUCUUUCAAGACAGCAUGCCCUUCCAUAUACCCUUUCCUCGAAACACUACUUUUGAAGGUCGAAAAGAAACCCUCGAAACCCUCCAUGAAUGUUUUACGAAACAGCAGUAUCGUGGGGCGACCCCAGUGAUAUGCGCCGUUACCGGCACCAGCGGGAUGGGGAAAACACAGAUUGCGAUUGAAUAUGCUUACCGACAUCUAACUGAAUACAAAUCAGUCUUCUGGAUAUCUGCAACUAGCGAGGAAACCAUUCAUGCAUCUUUAAUCAAGAUAAUGGAAUGCAUCAUACAGGAGCACGCAAGAGUGUUAUGGGAGGACUCUGUGCCGGAUUAUAAAAUCAUCGCCCAGCAGUUCAGGCUUGGAGAGCUCGUUGAUAAUGAAGGCAGAAUUAAAGUCGGACUUCACUUCUUUGCUCAGAUCCGGGCCGCAUUCUUCGACUGGCUAGCUAUGAGGCCUAAGGGAUCGGAUGAUAAGAAAUGGUUAUUGAUAUUUGAUGAUGUGGAAGAUUCGGAGGCACGCGUUUUCCAGAAUCGGGAGAGUCUUCCUGGCCACGGAAAUGGUGCUAUCCUGAUAACUAGCCGGAGGCCAGAUAUCUUACAAGAGUACCGCGUGGAGAAGAAUAUUGAAUUGGAAGGACUUGAGGCUGGAAAUGCUGUAAAUCUUCUGCUAGCCUCAGCGAACCUACAGAAUCCUGGAGAUGUCGUCAAAGAGCAAGCAACUGCCAUUGUGACAGAGCUAGGAUUCCUACCUCUUGCAAUAUCUCAAGCAGGCUAUUAUAUACGGGAAAACAAAAUUGGCCUUGAAGAAUACCUACCUCUUUAUCGGGGAAAAUUCAUGGAAGUACAAGGUCUCGAGCGCCAGCUAGAAGGAUCGAGCUACCAAGAAACAAUAGUUACAACAUGGGAGAAAAUAUUCCAGACUCUUAAAAAACAGGACGAAGACGCAGCGUCGGUAUUGCUGACAUCUGCUUAUUUCAAUCCUAAAGAAAUCUGCGAAAGCAUCUGGGUAGAUGACCGAGAUGGAAAGCCCGAUGAAAGAGUUCGGAUCAGAUUCGAGAAAACGAUGUCAGUGCUAGCUUCGUACUCCCUCAUUAAAAGAGGGCCCGAGCAAUCUCAAACGUCCCGAAGGGAGGAGCACACCAGAAUCUUCUCUGUCCAUCCUGUGAUACAAUCAUGGGCACGGGGCCGUCUCAAACGAGACGGGCAGACCGGACCCUUGAGGGAUGCCGUAAUACUUCUCGGGAAAGUCAGCAAGUGGAAAAGGUUGUCACAGAAGAGCCGGCAAUGGAGUUUAGAGGAGGAGAGGAGACUCACGGCUCAUAUACGAAGCCUAUCCAGCCAUUCGGUGCUCAAAUCCUUUGGGAUCUUAGAGGACGAAGCGCAGAAACACCCAGAUGACAACCUAUAUUUUGCAUUCGCAAAUAUCGGAAAACGCCUUGAGAAACAAGAGCGUUACGCCGAAGCCCUAUCAUGGUUGAAGGAAGCAUAUGUUGGGUUAACAGUGCAAAAAGAUGAUUUUGAACGCCUAGCCAUCCUCAACAGUAUUGGAACUAGUCUCACCCACGAAAAACAGUGUGAUGAGGCCCUGAAAUACUUCCUUCAAGGUUUGGAUAUGCUGGUAUCCAGGCUUUGGGUUGGGCAAUUUACCCCUCAAAUGACCGGCCCGGAGCUUAUCAAGCACUCGAUAGUAUUUAAACUUAUGAACAACAUGGGAACGGCCUACUACCGCCAGAACCCCGCCAACUACGAAACCGCUUUGCAUUGGAUACGCAAAGCAUACUACUUGUCCACGUUGUUGGGUGACAAGGAUAUGCUCAAAUAUGACAUCAGACAGAACUCUACAAAGAUAACCAAGAAACUGAACAUUCAGGAGGCCACUUUCGACUGCAAUAUAAUGAUAUCAGGGCUUCAGCAAUGGAAAGCGAGCUUUGCAAAAAGCGAUGAUUUCCAAAGUUUCGAUGUCACUUUUAGGAUUGCUUCGCUGUUCGAGGAUCAGGGACGAUACGACAUCGCUGUCAAUUGGUAUCGGGACGCAAUCACCAGUUUCGGCCAAGGGCUUGCUAGGAAUCACCCACACCGAGUUAAGGCCUUCAGGCAUUAUGGGAAAUGUUUGGGUAAACUCAAACAACAUGAUGAGGCCAAAAAGUGGUACGAUAGGGCUCUGGAAGGGUUUAAAGAGCUGAACGGCGAAGAUCACCGAGAUCGCAAAUAUUUCUACUUACUGGGCAAAAAAGCCAAGAGCCACGGGAAUCUCGAGGAAUAUGACGAAGCGCUUAAACUAUCUCUUGAAAUUCUUUCGGGGACAGAGAAGCUGCCUGGGGAGAACAAAGAGGCGAAAAUCAAGGCCCUUGAAAAAGUAUCAAAAUAUCAUCGCAAGCUUAAGAACUAUGACGAGGCUUUGACUUUUGCUCAACAACGACUUGAGCUUCGAAAGGAAAUGGAUGGGUUGAAUGGCAUGAGUCUGGAGACAGUUGGUGCAAUAGGAAUCCUGAGUAUGAUUUAUGAGAAAAAAGGAGAUUAUAAAACGGCUGCGUACUGGUCAAUGCAGGUGUUAGAUGGAUAUCAGAAGAUCCUAGGUCCUUCGAAUCCAAUAACAUGUCGCGCUGCAGAACGAUUCGAGGCGCUUAAGGCACGUUCGGAAAAUGCAAUCCCACCACAUACUAACUACAGCCAGCCCAGCCAGCAAAGUACAUAUCCAGCGGCUCCUCCACCACAUAAUGGUAAUCAGGCCGGGUACCAGCCGGGAUAUCAAGCAGCGCACCCAGGUGCUGCCCCGCCACCCACUGGAUACCAGGCUGGCCAACAAGGAGGCUAUCCGGGAUCCCCUCCACCCACUGGCCAGCCCUAUCAGACUCCUCCAAUGGACCCUAGGUAUGGCAAUCAAAUGAACCCUCAUGGCUAUCCAUACGCCCAUGGCCAGUACCCUCAGAACCAGUACCCUCAGAACCAGUUCGCACAGAACCAAUUCGCACAGGGUCAAUAUGCACAGGGUCAAUAUGCGCAGAAUCAAUUCGUACAGAAUCAAUACGGCCAGGGCCAAUACGUCCAGAACCAGCCCAUGCCGUUCAAUCCAAUCCCCCAGUUCCAGCACAUGUCGUUCCGGUAA